GUCCCGGAUGUUUUCUGUAACUCCUUGAUCGUCAAUUUUCCUACCGCAGGCUGAGCCAGUGAAGUGAUCAGGUCCGCCUCUCACAUUGAAAGGUCCUCACUGAAUUUCUGCAGCUAUCAGUGUCGGGAAGUUAGAUGCACAGGAGGAUUGUUGUUUGAGAUGAGAAACGAAAGAGGACGUCCAGAGAGUGAGCUGUGAUGUAGAGGCAUAUUUUCUCAUCAUAGGAAAACAUGGAGACUGUAAGUCCUCCACUCAUUGCUCUAAACCGGUCCCCUUCCCUGGCUCACCGAGCAGACAUCCUUGAAAACCCGAUCCAGGUACUUCUGUUCAACUUUUCAAGUUUGUUUCAAGGAAAGGAAAAAUGAAUUAAGUGUGUUGAGUUUAAUUUGAUUCCAGAAAUUAAUGAACAUGAUUACUUAUCAAUUUUAGAAAUGAAAUCAGGAAUAUGGUUAGAGACAGACAGCUUUAAUUUUGAAUUCAGAGCAUCGAUCUGAGGAAGCCUUUUUCAUUCCGCUGUCUUUGUAAACUGUGUAGAAAAAGAGUGAAGACAAAGUUAAAUAUCACCAUCAGAUUUAACGCAAAUUAAAAAAAACAAAAAAAAAAAACAAUUGAUCGUUUCUCUGAGUUUCACCGGAAUACAUUUGCUCAUUGUUCUGAGGACCAGUGAUUUCUUUGUUUUAUGCAUGCAUGCAGGUAUGUAUGUAUACAUGUAUGUAGUAUACGUGUGUAUCUAUUUGUAUGUGUGUGUGUGUGUGUGUGUGUGUGUGUGUGUGUGUGUGUGUGUGUGUGUGUGUGUGUGUGUGUGUGUGUGUGUGUGUGCAUUUAAAAAAAAAGACUGGCUAAACCAGUUCAGCUGCACACGGCUAAGUUCAUCCGGCAGGUAUAUGAGAAAUGUUUGGAGAAUUUUGUUUUGCUUUAUACUCAUUUUUUCCUCUUUUAAACGUCAUGAUUAAAGUCCCUUUGCUUUGUUCAAUAGGAUUUUAUAGCUUGUGUAAGGCAAACUUUCAUGCAUGCUUUGCUCUCCCACUUUGACACCUACACACAUUCUCCAUGAGCUCAUCUCCCAGUCUGUGUAUCCCUCAUUUUGUCCAAUCUUCUCUUGAUAAAACAAAGGGACAGGGGCAGAGAAAGAGCGAGACAUACAGAACAGCAUAGGAAGAAUGAGAGGCGUGAAUAAUGAGUAAUGGUUCACUGGUGGGUUGAGGGAGAAUAGAUCUACUGUAAGAGUGCUGAACAGCCAGUUUGUGGUCCCAGCUCCUCCCGUUGUCCGAUGCCACCCACCAUCCACCACCAGAGCACAUCCCGUCUGUUUAAGAGGGAUUGUGCUGGUGCAAAUACUAAUCUGGACUGAACCAGACUAGCUGAGAGAAUAUUUUGUUAUAAGAAGCAACAUUAUGAAAGCUGCCAGUCUGUAGGUCUGUGAAGAGCAGGUGAUACUUGACAUGUAUGGCCAUUUAUUUAUAUUUAUAUGUAUUUAUAUGACCAUAUAUAUAUAUAUAUAUAUAUAUAUAUCUGUGUGUGUGUGUGUGUGUGUGUGUGUGGAGUGUUGUCAUGAAGCUUGUUUUGUUUAUCAUUGUUUGAUUCAUGUAAUUUGUCCUCCCACAUGAAAUCUAAAAGUGAAGGGCUUCACAGAUUGGCCCAUGUCAAGGAGGAACAGACCCCCAUUGUCAAAGGACACAAAGGAGCAUGCUGUUUAUCUGUCUGUAGGUCAGUGUUGUGGAGAAGAGGCCAAGUGUUAGUGCUGUUAGACCAAGUGUUUGUUUUAAAGCUUGUUCGAUAUCUGCUGCUGUUGUUUUAUUUUACUACCAGACCUGCAGUUUUCAGCUCAAUCUCUCAUUCUUACUGCAAUCAGCUCUUUUUUCGGGGGGAAAAAACUUUUCCCCAAAAGAAUUGGCAAUUUUUUUCUGGUCACAUUUAUUUAAUUCCACCCAUGUAACGAAUUAACAACAAAGAAAAAAACAUGUCUAGCCAAGGACAAGUCUUUGACAGCAGCUAGAAUCUCAGGUGGACCUACAAUGAGGUUUCGCUUAUUGCAGCUUUAUUGAUUAACUCAACAUUUUUUAUAAUUAAGUAGUUAUUAUUAAUUAUCAUCUCAUUAUCAGGGAUGAUUUAUUUGCUGUCAGUAUUUGUUUACAACCUCUAUACAAACUUCUGUGUCACCCUGUACCUGACUCCACCUGACUGCACCACCCUUUAAUGAACAUCAGGCAAUGCAUCUAAUCUUCCAACAUCACAAUCCACUGGAUAAGAAUAAACACUAAAUUGAUAGAACCAAGUGAGAGACAAAUAAUUUAUGGGGCCUUGACAAAAAUAAAAUAAAAUCAGUAAUCAUCAAGAAAACAUUUUCUUUAGAACUACUGUUUGACCCCAAAAACAAUUGAGCUGCUCACUGCACAACAAUUUUAUUUAGUGUACCUAUCUUGAAAAGGUUCCUUCAUAAAACAAAAUAAGUCAUAAUAAAAUAGGUAUAGAUACGUAAAGUAAAAGUUGACAUUGUGCUAUGUUCACAAAGUUCAUAUAAUUUUCUUGAGAACCUUUCAACAAAAAAAAAUCAAGACUUAGUUUGAAUUAAUGUUCCUGCGCUGCAAAACAUGUGCCAGUGUACUUCUCAUGAUGAUUCAGGCAUACAAGUGUCUGACAUUGACAUAGUUUGAUGGCCUGAAAGUCAAAUCAACCAUGUAAGGUAACACCUGAAGGGAACAGGGGCACUGGGAGCUUGGUGGUGUGACAUCUCUUGGUUUCCUUGAGUAAACUGUGUAAUGUUUGAUAGGUGAGCCAACAAACCAACGACACGCCCAGUGUACCAACCUCACCUUCCUUGACUGCUUUGUUUGUUCUUCCUAUGACAGAGAAACUAUCAGUUUCAGUCUGUCACUCUGUUUACCUCUCUCCCUCCCUUUUUUUUCAACUCCCUCACACACUAUUGCCAACUGUAUAUCCAUCCUAGCUGUUGUUAAAAAGCACAAGCUGUCUGUUAGAGGUUAAUGAUUCUCAGUUUGACCAUGUGCGCACACACAUACACACACACACACACAUAUAAUGUUGUACUAUGAUGUAGGGGCUGGAGAUGAGGGGGAUUUUACCGUUUUUUUACCAACCUAUCAUUCACCUGUUGGGCUAGGUAACAUUUUUUAAUAAGUGACUCAUUGUGUUAAAGGGUUUUUGUCAUAGUAAUAUAAGUAAUAUUUCACAUACCUAUUUCACUAAAUAAAAGCAGUAACAUAUUAAAGUACCAUGUCAGUCAUAUGGUUCUGAUGGCACUGACCCGUCUCUAUGGCUACCUUUGAGUGUUAAGGCAGUAUCAACUCUACAGACAUCGCAUAACUUAGUUCACAGCCCAGAAUCCUCAAAGCUCUUUAUAAUGUGACAGUGCGACAGCAAAGUGGGCAGUACAGAUUCCUCCAAAGCACACAGGAUUUCUUUUAAAUAAGAUAAACCUUAACAAAGACACCACGGCUGUAUUCCUUUGUCCCAUAAAUGGUGGCUGAAAAUAUAUACGCUUUUGGUGUUAGUCAGCUGUAUGACGGGCUUAUUUUGGUAACCAGGUUAAACAAUCCUCUGCUUUUGUUAGCCAGCACUAGCUUGUUGUUCUCAGCUUGUUUUGGACAGAGUUAACCAGACAUGAGGACACCAAUUCAGCAGCUCUGAGGCUUUAGUAAGGAGGCUACUGUUCAGAUAGUGUGAUAGUCAAGCCUAGCAGCUGAUUUUAUGUGGAGAGCCUGUCCUCACUGCUGUUUCAGGAUCUAAUCAAAGUGGACACACUUGAUCCAGGAUCAUGGAAAGAAGCCCAGGUCCGGCCACUGCUGUCCUCUCUUCUUCUUUAAUGUCAGAGAGAACAUUUUUGGAAUUCUGAUACACAAUAUAGAUGAAAAUUUGUACAGCGGCAUACUAGUGUGUGUGUGUGUGUGUGUGUGUGUGUGUGUGUGUGUGUGUGUGUGUGUGUGUGUGUGUGUGUGUGUGUGUGUAAUGGGUUUGUGUGUGUGCAAUUGUGAGCUGUUAGAGUCCUUGGUGGGUAUUGUGCUGCUGCAGAGUAUGAUUAUGCUGGAUUGUGUUGGUGUGGCCUUGGAGAUGUGUGGGUGAGCAUGUAGGGCAAAUACAGUACUUUUAAUCAUGUAUCUUGCCCAGUCUGUUUGAGACUUAAGCAUAACACUGACAGUGCAGAUCUCCAGUUUAACAGCUGGUAUUUCUCACACUGCAUAUAGCUGUUAAAGAUGUGAACUAAAAGGUCCUUUUAACUGUCAAUAGAAUGUUAUUUCUUAUUGAUAUAUGACCAUCUCUGAAAAUAACCAGGUACAGGACAAGCAAGAGAGAGCCAUCCUGUGAGCAACCUCCAGCUCAGGUGGUGAGGUAUCAUUCUAGACAUAGAUGAUACACCGACCUGUUAGAAACAUUGAUUCCUUUGGUAAAUGAAUGCCCGCUCACUAAUCAGGUUUUCUCUCAAGAUCUAACCAGGGGUCCAAACUUUUCUCAUGUGGCGUGAGACCCAUACCACACAUAGUACUGUGAUCCUCAGCUGACAGAGACCGAAUGCUUUGCUUUAAAUAUAAACAAGUCUGUAUCAGCACCCUCAGGCAAACAACAUAGUUAGCAUGACGGAUAACCAUAAUUUGCAACAGACUGUACUAAUCUGCUUGAUGAUACCCACUUUCCUGCAGUAUGUAAGCGUGGCAUGCAGAGAUACUGGUGCCUAUGUACACUAGAUCCAGAGACUGGAAAUAUUUAAGAUAUAUAUUUGAAAAGAGAAUCACCAAAUCAUGAUGUUAUGAACAGACCAAGCAACAUCAACACAUAAUCAACAUUUUAUUUAGGAUGUCUGAAAGUCUGAGUCUAUGUAAUUCUACAAUAGAAACAGAAGCACUAGCACUAGCAGCACUAACAGGGUCAAUCAAGCUGACCAGCAGUAUCACUUAAGAUGUUCAUGUUUUUUAUGCAUUAAGGGUUGAUAUAUUGUUUUUCCACAUUAAUAACAAAACCUGCAAAGUUAUAAUGUUUGCUGUCCAUUACUAGAUGUAUGCAAAGUUUCAAAUCACAAGGUAAAUUAUGGUGUCAUAAUCUUAGAAAAUGAAUGUAAACUGCUUAAAGAGACAGCAGCUAGAACAAAGCGUUUCAUACAGAGGCUGAAAUAAUGAUAUUUCCAUUUUAUUUACAGAAGAAUUUUAUAUGAAGCCUUGGAGCUGUUUGUUUUGGUAAUUGGAAAGAUCGUUACACUGUCUCAGUUACGAAUUACGAUGAGGAAUUAUCCAUAUUUAUGUGGUGUAUUAAUCUUGGCAACAAAGUCCUCUAACGUGUUCUGCAAUUUUAGACUCUUAUUUUUUCAGACAGUAGGAAACCAUUAGUCUGGUAAGCUUAGCCUGGGCAGUUUGUUUUCAUUGAAAAGAGAUCUGAGUGUCGUAGCAUGAUUAAAUAAAUACAUGAACAUUACUGUGGAUGCUAAUGAGUUGGGCUUGUUGAAGGAAAAGGGAGGAGAAGAAGGAGCAGAAGAGGAGGGUUGUAGAAACAAAGUAACAGUGUUUGGGCUUGUGUAGUACUAAAUUCUGUUUAUAGCUGUGGCUCAUUUACUGCAUAGAAUAUGAGACUUGAAAGCUCAAAACCAUGAAACACUUCACGAGGAGGACACAACCAAUAGUAGCUUUGCUUUUGGAAGCAGUACAAAUGGAAUAAAAACCUCUGUGAUUGUCAUAAGAAAAACGUGCUGGCUGGGGGAAGAUUAUUUGAGUGUUACAAAUCAUCGGGCCCUCUUUAUACUCCUUUUCCCACAGACCUAUCUCCUGGGAAUCGUCAUCUCCAUAUGUGGGAAUGUCCUCAUCAGCAUCUCUCUCAACAUACAGGUAGGAAGCAGUGGGAUCCAGCUACACAGCAGACUCAUCACACCAGAACACUGGCCACACCCUGCCUGUAAAAAGUCAUUAUUCCACUCCUAAAGGUCCUGUGAAGAGACUUUCCACAUUGAUGAAAUAGACUAAAAUUCAUUUUGAAAUCUGUGUAGAAUAGCUUUCAGAAAUGACUGUGGCAAAAUGCCUCUCCAGAACCCCUUUGAAAGAUUUAAUGCUACACUGAUUAACAAUAUCAAGGAGACGUAUGUAGUCAUAAUCUUCAAAAAAUCUAUCACUGUCAUGGUGAAUACCCUACAGAAGAUCAGCAGUUGAUUUUCCAAAUAUUGCCAUUUAUAGGUUCUUAUUAUCUUUAGUUAGCAGAUUGAAUGAAUGAAUGAAUUUAUUCUUUUCGAACAUGUAUGCAAAGAAAUAAAAUAAAUUAAAUGCAUUGUAGAUAUCAUGUACAGUAAAAGCUGUAAAAGCCCAAGCUUUUAUCAAAGCAGUGGCCUUGGUUCGAAGUUAUGCUUUGAUGGUAUCGUACAAUUUAACUUCCUAAAAAUAGUUUUAUUGGCUUCUAAUGUUACAGAUGUAAUCAGUGUCUAUGUGUAUCAGUGACUUUUAUGAAGGGAGACCGGGGCUUGUUGUCACAUGGGUAAGUUGUCACAUUGCAAUUAUCUUUGCCACUAGAGAGUGCAGCUAAAAAGUGGAAUACUAGUUUUCUUCCUUUACAUGGUCAGAGAAUGUGUCUAGAGUUGGGCGGUAUGACGCUAUAUACCGUGUGACGUUACAAAAGUGUCUGCCGGUAGAAAUUUUGCUCUACCGUUUAUACCGGAGAGAGAGAGCAGAUGUCUGCUGCAUCUCUCUGAAUCAGUGUGCGGUGGUCUGUGCUCACUAACAGGAAAGCCUUGCAUUUGUUUGGGUGCGUUUCCAUAUAUUCAGUGUGUCAUGGGAGUUUGUUCCCAUCAUUUGAUUGGUCAGGUUUGGGUGCGCUCCCUAUAAUCACCAGCGUGUCCAGCAGACUGCUUGGCAUAGUUUCAAUGAAGAGGAAACAGCUUCAUUGGUGGUGGUCAUGGCAGACACGGAGAUUAGUGGCAGUACCGAGCAUGUUGCAUAAUCUUUUAUGUUAACAUUUGGCUAUGUUCAACGACUUUUUAUAGCUCACUGACUUUGAUGUGCACUUUCAUUUAAAAAAAAUAAUAACAAUAAUUUUGUCCUUGUUUCAUUAGCUGCAAAAUCCACUGUGACAUCCUACCCCAUAUAGUAUGACAACUUACUCAAUGGUGGGGCAACAUGUCACAUGUUCACACUCUCUAUUUGAUUCCUUAUAACUCUGCACUGACACAAGAUAUGAAAAUGACAUGAAUACAAAAUAUAAACAUGAGACUUUGGUCUUUCAUCUGGUACACAUUUUGUUCAUACAUGAUAUAUUGAUUCCAAGAACUAUAUGAGUGUAGAAAGUGUGAUAACAAGCCUUGGUCUCCCCUACUCUCCUGACUCCCUUAAACUUUUCUCCUUCACAUUUGGUCUUGAAAGUCUAAAGAUCUUGAUGAAGCUUCAUAAUUAGGACUGCAUGAUUUUUUUUUUUUAACAAAUAGUAUGUUCUGUCUUAAGAUUGUAUAUUACCAUAUCAAGGAGUUGGAGUUUGGAUUCAAUCAGUCUGAUGUUCAUGGGCUUCUGGUCCUUUCCCCCCUGACAGAAAUAUGCCCACGUCCGCCAGGCUCAGCGCUGCUCUAAGCCCUACUACACUUCUGUUGUGUGGUGGUGUGGUGUGGUUCUCAUGGGUGUCGGAGAGCUGGGGAACUUUGCUGCCUAUGGUUUUGCCCCAGCAUCACUUAUAGCCCCACUGGGCUGUGUGUCUGUCAUAGGUAAGUCUAAUUUACUUUUCCCCCUGGUACAUUAUCCAUGGUUAAAGAUACUUGGAUGGUGAAUACUGAUUGGACCUGGUUGGGUAUCAGUGCACAAACUGCAGCUGUGUGCUGUGUCUAUAAUGUGAUGCCUUUGUUAACUGGUUCAUGAAGUGUGAGUGCAUGUUCACUCAGUGUUACAGUCUGUUUAAAUGCUAAAUGGUAGUUAGGCUGUGUUCUCUUCCUCUAGUCUUCUAUUCACUUAAAGCUCUUUUACAUCUAAUGUCACAUUCACCCUUUCACACCACAUUCACACACUGUAUGUAUAGAGACCAUCAGUUUUUCAUUAAUCCCAUUCACACACCACUGGGUGCAGCCAGCAGGGGAGAGUGGGGUUAGUGUCUUGCCUAAGGACACUUUAAUAAUAAUAAUAAUAAUAAUAUCUUACAUUUAUAUAGCGCCUUUCAGGAUACCCAAGGCGCUUAACAACACACUACAAAAACUAAAUACCAAAAGCCUACUUUAGUGCAAGGGAUUAAAUCCCUGACCUUCUGACCGGUAGAUGACCAACUCUACCUCUGUGCCCCAGCUGCCCCUGAACCACGUUGUUUAUAUAACUCUCAUUUCUACAAGGUCAACAUUCAGUCAAAUGUCUGACCUAACCUGUGAUUGAAUUCUUAGUUGGAUUAAAGAAACAAUCAACCCAGGAUACCAGAUCACACAAAUAUCGGAUCACAGAUACUGUUUUUUUAGGGGACAAGUGUUGAUCAGUAGUUUUAGCAACAACAACAACAACAAAAAAAAAAAACAAUUAGAAGGUUUCUGUCUAUAAAUCAGAUUGUUUGUGUUUCCAGUCUGUUUAAUGUAUUUGCUUUGCUUUCUAAUACAUAUCCUAAUCUUUCACGACAGAACAGUCAGAUUUCAGACAAUAAUCUACUUGACUGAAUACAUCUGUCGGAUUUUGUUGAUGCUUAAACUAACAGAAGUAUAUAUUUGUAUUUGCAGCCAGUGCAAUCAUAUCUGUGGUUUUUCUCAAGGAGACAGUACGUGCAUCGGACAUUGUUGGUAAGUACAAACACUCGACUAAUGCUUUCAGGUUUCUUUUCUCUCUUCCUCUGAUAACCUUGUUUAUUGUAAAUGUUGGGCCUCACUCACCAAGAAAUUCUUCCUAUUUGUGCAUUUAUUAGGUAUUCUUUAAUCUUACUUUUUAUCAUAUUUCUGUGUUUUAAUUAUUGAGAUUUAAUGAGCAUGAGAAUUUAGUGAGCAUUUAUUCCAGUUGUUUGGUCUUUACUGUAAAAUGUUAAAUACAAACCCCAAUUCCAGAGUUGGUUCAGGGUCAUGUUUUCUACUGUGUUACAUCACCUUUUUUUUUUUUUUUAAACAACACUCAGUUAGCCUUUGUGAACUGAGGACACCAACUGUUGAAGCUUUGGCACACACACCGUAGUAUCGAUAUCAUGGCAAAUUCGUAUCAUAUCCAGAUAUGACGUGAAAGUAUUGAUACUUUUUAAAAAUAUCAAUACAUUGGACCCUCCUGCUAGCUAGCCUGUCACAAUGCCAGCUGGUUUCUGAAAUCGUAGUCUAAAUAAAGUUUUUAAGGUGAAGUAAAUUUGCACUUGCACAGUACAGAUUGGGUAGGUAGCAAUAGUAAUGACUUACUGCGGUAAAAUGCAUUGAAAUACGAAGAGAGGAAGUGACGUACAUUUCCCACAUGCACAGUAAUAAUUGGAUUUCCAGGGACAGAUCGAGUAGCGACACUCACAGCUGCCCUGGGGCAGACAGAGGAAACACAGCUGCCAGUCCAUGCCUACGGCCUCUCAGAGCAUCACCACACAUCACUCACAGUCAUACACCAGUGGAGGACAAGCACUGGGAGCUGGUGGGUGGGUGAAGUGUCUUGCCCAAGGACACAACUGACAGACUGCCAACCUUCCAGUUAUUGGACGACCGCUCUUCCUCCUGAGCUACUGCUGACUAUUUAACUCAGUUGUUGACAAAGUGGUGAACAUGGCCCCAUCCUUGCUAGUAAAGGAUAGAGUCUUUCAGGGAUACCUUUUUAUACCCAAUCAUGACCCUCGCCUGUUUCCAGUGAACCUGUUCACUGGAAACAGGCGAGGUAUUUUUGGAGCUGACCUCAAUGUUCAGUCUUUUGUUAACCUUGAACCAACUUUUAAGGAACAUGUUACAGUAUCACAUCAUAAUCUGUAAAUAUUUACAAAAAAAUCAGUUUGAAUAUCAAAUACCUUUGUAGUGUAUUCAGUUGAAUAUAGGUGACAAAGGAUUUAAAAAUCACUGUAUUCUGUUUGGAAUGGGGGGUUUCAUAUAUUUAAGCAGAGCACUCAGGCAACAAGUAACCAGUUCAAUAAAAAUUUCACUCCCAUUUUUCUUCAUAUCACAGGUGGCACCCUUGCAAUAACUGGAACAUACCUCCUGGUGACCUUUGCCCCUCACACCUCCACACACAUCACAGCUCAUCUGGUCCAGUACCAUGCUAUCAACUGGCACUUCCUUCUCUACAUGGUACGUAAACCUCUGAAACUGUCCCACCUAAAUGGCGUUGUUUGGUUAACUCAACUCAACUCAACUUUAUUUGUAAAGCACUUUAAAACAACCACAGCUGAACAAAGUGCUGUACAUAACAGCACUUGGUUCUGUUAUGUACAGAACAAAGUGCUAUGUAGACAAAACAACACGGACUUAAAAAAACAAUCCAAAAACAAUUAAAACAAUGGAUAAAAUAAAAGCAGAAUGAACACUUUAUAUGACCCCCCCCCCCCCCCCCCCAUUAAUACGUCAUGAGCACACUGAAAAAGCCUAACAAAUGCAUCUGUAGGGCUUUAUGACAUUCCUAUGACUGUUUUAAGGCAUUCAUAACAGCUUAUAUCAUUGUUUAUGAAGUGUAAUAAACUGUGAAGAUAAAGUCAUCUAAAGAUGUGGUUUAUAAUGAAUCAGCUUGCUCUUUUAUAUGCCUUGGAAAGAGAGUAAGAUUUCUGAAUAAGAUUAUACAAAUUUCAAAUUAUUAGAAAAUAAAGACAGUUAUUUUUAUGAUUGUUGUGAAUUAUUUUUGUCAGACUCUCUACUUGCAGCCUCAAAAUCCUCUAUAUAACUUCUUAUAAAUGUGUCAUAGGAUCAUGUAAUUGUUAAUAACCUCACUUUACUGAAAGAGCUCAGAGUCAUGAUUUAACAUGUGCGUAUUAAUAAAACAUUUUAUGAAUUGAGAGUCACAGAAAUUCUAACCUUUUUUUUUUUUUUGAUGAUGUACAUAAUGAGUUCUUAACAAAGGGACCUCAAUGAACCUGGGGUUGGGAGAGUUAUAAUAAUGUAUAUAAUACAAUAAUCAUACAUACAAUAAUAAUUAUUUUUGUGUUACGAUCAAUAAGGUUCUUGUAUUGUGUUGUAUUAUUGUAUUGUAUGUGUUAUUAAACCCAGAUUGUUUUUUUUCUUUUGGCAGAGUAUUUUUAAAAAACCCAUAACUUUAUUAGGCUUCAUGCUCACUGCUGAUUACACUUCAUUAACAUUGAUAUAAACUGUUAUGAAUGCCUAUAAUCACUCAUGAGGACUAUCAUAAAGCCUUAUAGAUAUAUUUAUAAGGCUUUUAAAUGUGUUCAUGAUGCAUUUUAACAGGAGGGUGCAUAUAAAGUGUAACCCAGUUUUUUAAUAUGUGUUAGGAGACUGUGAGUUUCUGUCAUACUCUACAUUUUUAGACUGAACUCACUAUUCUCACAUAUAUGAGGCUUUUUGUCCGUAAAUCUUAUUGUGGUGGGGUUGUUGCGUGGGUAACAAGUUAACUCUGGUAAUUAAAAAUUCAGCUGUCCUUGAAAAACACUCAGAGGAGCGCCGUAGUACAGGGGAAUGAUAAAAAUGCUGUUAUUUCUCAUGGCACGAUAUUUACCAAAGAGCUCAGGCGUUGAAACCUCCUACACAGGUUUCCAGGGACCAGUGUCAACAGUAACUUACACACCUACUGAAUGUUGUGUUAGGGGAGUAAGUGGAGCGGAAGGAUCAGUCUCCUUGACUGUGUGGGCCUACUGGCCAAAAAUGUAAGAAGUACUUCAUAAAACCAAGAAAAAGGGUUGACAGACCUCAGAUAAAAUGCAGUUAAGACAAUGAAAGGGAAAUGGUGAAUAAAAAAAGGUUAAAAUGUAAAUAUUUUUGAAGUAAAAUCAACUUUAAUUUUCCGAAGAUACUUAUGAAAAAUUUAAUAUAUUUCAGUCUACUUUUAAGAAAUGAGACUUUUUAAAACUCUUUUUUAAAACUCUUAAAUUUUUUUGGGUUAAAACUCUAUGGCAUAUUAAGUGACAUUAAAUGCAUUGUUAUUAUUAUUAUUGUUAUGAAUGUAAUACAUUUAGGCUGAUAACUGUCCUGUGUGUGAAACCCAGUGCUUUAUUAGCUAUUGAGUGAAGUCAUUAUGCUGAACUUUACAUUUAUCUAAAUUACAUAAAAACCUUAAUUUUUCAUGGUUUAUGUUGUCAGAAAUGUCUAAAAUGAAAAGGAAAUUACUUUACCGUGAAAGGGAAAAUGUUUGGCUGUAUUUUUGAUUCAUGAUUUAAUUCAAAUGCUGUAUAUGAGUUUAAAAGGAAACUUCCUUAUACAUGCAUACAGAAUGGCUCAGUAAAACUUUAAGAAGGUAUCAUCCAGGCGAACAUUAACAAAAGUGAUUUUCAAGAGUCCAUUUAAUUCAGUUUCAAAGCAACAUUAUAAACCCCGGCUUUUACUAUCGUGUAAAACAUAUAACUCGGAGGGAAUUAUAGUUAACAAAGCAGAUUAAAGGUGUGAGAGGAGGACGUAUCAGUGCUUUAAAUUAUGACUUUUCAUGAUGACUCUGCUGUAUGAUUAAUGAAAUGUGAAUGUGUGCAUCUUAAUUUUCUUGUGAUUGUAUGUCUGUAACUUUGUUAGGACAUGCUGCUGCAAAUCUUAGCCAGCAUACUUGAGUAAAAGAGAGUUUAAAUCUCAAUUAGACUUUCCUCGUGAAAUAAAAAUCUAAUAAAGAGAGUUUAAAUAAAUAAGUACAAAUAAUAAAAAAUACAUGAUAAGAUAUCACAGUAGAUCUUGAUCACUAAAAUAAAAAAACCCUACAUUGUCUUUAAUGUAAGUUGAACUUAAAUAAUUUAACUAUCUUUUUAAAAAUACUUACUUUGGAUCCUCGAAAUACGAGAUGUUUCUGUGGACAUGUCUAUCAAGAGAUGCCAGAUAUGUUUGAGUGAUAGCAAAGCCACUGUGUGACGAGUAUAGAUCAUCUGAGAUAAGUUAUUACACAGGUUACCUGACGCUGAGGAGCAACAACAUUCAAACGCACGUUCCUUUUGUAGAAUUACAAUAUCUAAUAAACAAAGAAGUCGCUCUGGUGUAUACAAGUCUUUCUCAAACUGCUUUCAAAUAUGCCAAAAUGUCCCUAACACUUCUACAAAUGAAGAACAGAUACCUCAGCUGCAGCACCUCUGGGGGUAAACAGCAAUGAUGUGGACAAAGCGCAUUUGUAUUUAUCUGCCUGAUUUCUGCUCAAUGAACUCUAAAGCAAGAUCCAGCAUACAAAACAACCAAUCAGGGAUCAGAUUUCAGUGUGAAUCCAAGAGGCCAUUGCCGUUUGCCGACUUCACUGCGCCAGAGAGAGGUCAAGUUUGGAUGAGUUCCCCUAUUUUCCCAGUUCACUUUCAGAUCUGGUGGAGGUGAACUUCCCAAAAGAAGUCAGGACAACACAGAAGUUUCAAAACUCUGCCCAACUGGAGGGACGAAUUUGUUGUAAAGUGAAUCGGACACACAAAUCUACUGCAAACAAAGAAAUGUCUUUGAAUUGGUGAGUUUCAUGUUUUUGACAAAGCAUCUUAUUAUUUAGCCUUGAGCUCCGGUCCAUUUAUGAAACACUUUUCUGAGGAGGCUGAAUUAAGUGUAUUUACACUUGGGAUGGUCACAAUGUUAUGACACUAAUAAUUGAGCUAGCUAGUACCAUCAGUACUGACAAAGAUGGGCACAGUUCAUCAAAAGUGGAACUCUAUUAACUGUUAAUCCUUGUUAAUCCAUCUGAUGGGGUUUAAGCCUUACUUACUUAGGCCUUUGUAUUCCUUUCGGAACAUAGGCCACUGAUGAAUCGCUUCCACCCUCUUCUGUCUUGGGCCAUCCUCUCUAGCUGUUUCCACGUCAGUCCCUUCUCUUUCACUUCUUGUUCUGUACUCCUUCUCCAGGUGUUUCUGGGUCUUCCUCUGCUCCGCUUGCCUUGUGGGUUCCAUGUUAGUGCCUGUUUGGUUAUUGCAGUUUUGUCUUUCCUGAGUGUGUGACCAAUCCAGCUCCACUUUCUCCUUAACAGCUGUACCUCUAUUUUUCUUGGUUGGUGCGUUCCCACAUGUUGGUGUUAUUUAUGCGGUUUGGCCAGAAGAUCCUGAGGAUGCGUCUUAGGCAGUGGUUAAUGAAUGUCAGCAGUUUAUUGAUGGAGUCAUUGGUGGUCCUCCAGGUUUCCGAUCCAUACAGUAGUACAGAUUUGACAUUGGAGUUGAAGAUUUUGAGCUUGGUAUUGAGUGAAAGGUUUUUGGUUUUCCAGAUCUUGUUUAAUAUGUUGAAUGUGAUUCUUGCUUUCCCUAUUCUUGCCUUCACAUCCUCCUCUGUCCCCCCGUCCACAGCUAAAACACUUCCCAAAUAUGUGAAUUUUUCAAUCUCUUCCAGUGUCUGGUCCCCGAUGGUUAUGGGGUUUGUGCUUUUGUUGUCUAUGUGCAUUAUUUUUGUUUUUGGUCCGUUUAUUUUGAGCCCAAGUCCAGCUGCUGUUGUUUCUAGCAGUUGGGAUUUCUCUUGCAUCUGUUGGUGGUUAUGUGAGAGUAGUGCGAUGUCAUCCGCAAAGUCAAGGGGCUCUAUUUUCGUGCCUCGCCGGAGACGUGCCGCAGGCGUGGCGUAAGUCAGGUCCGCCGCGCCGACAAGGCGUUCCCAAGCACAAUUUGGUAUUUUGGUGAGCGGCGCAGCCCGGCUUAAGUAUCCCCCCUCCCUAACUCAGCUCCUCCCAGCUGCGUAAGUCGUAGCGAGGGUGGAGAGAGGGCGUGGAGUGGGUUUAACACAGCCGAGACCUGUUUUCACCAAUCACAUCAGCUCCUCUCCUCGCCUUUAAAUCUGCCACAGGCGAGGCGUAUUACCACUUUCGUGAAGUAGUCAAAGAGAUCAAGAGACGUCUGAAGACAGUAAUGCCACAAGAUGGCGACAGAAGGCAGCUCCUCAACAAGUGUCACUGUAAGCGCUGCAUUGGGCGUCCUCCACACUCUCUCAUAUGAGCACAGAUGGAUUUGGUGUGUGUGAUGUUGGACCCACUGGUAAGACAAACACCCUUUUCCACAAAUAAAGACACUAACAUAAAGUUGCAUAUAUUCAAACCUCAUGUGACAAAGGUGGGUUGUGCGCACAGAUCACAACAUUAACUCCAAAAAUGGCAUUAAAAUCGGAACCAUCUGUGCGUAAAUGACGCAUCGCGCUCCGUGGCCUGGCGCUUUCUUUCAUAGAUGUUGGCAUAUAAAAUAAAUUUGCCUCACAAAACUGAAUAUUAUAAUAUCCGUAUGUCGGCUUAAAGUAAAUAACUCAUCUGAGCACUGAAACAAAUCAUCUGUUCAGCCGCCGCCGCUGCAGCAGGACGGAGAGAGGACACGGAGACGUGUCCAGGUCGAGCUGCGUGAGAAAUAAGAGGAAGAGGAAGAGAGAAAAGGAGGGAGACGAAUUACAUAUCUAGUUAACUUCAUCAUGUGUGUCUGUUUACUAGAUAUUUAAUCUAGAUAUUUAAUUUAAUUUAAUUUAAUGCGAUUUCAGCUGUGUUGAUUCAGUCAGGUUGUGUGUCCAAACGCGCUCAUCAAAUCAGACAUAGAUCAGAAUAUAUCUAUAGAUCUAAAUGGAUGUGCUGACUCAGAUUAAUAGUUGUUGUUGUUGAUUAUUUAUUGCACUGAAAUGUGCCUGACACUGUGGAAACCUGCUGGUGAGGCAUCAGUGACGUACACCGAUACGCAGCCGGUCUACCAAAAUACCACUAGACCAGCUAUACUCCGCCUGCACUGAAAGCUGACCAAGUUUGAAUCGGCGAGCUUUCAGCGCACUUAACACGCCACUGGCGAGCACGAAAAUGUCACUGCGGCAGCUGAUUCUGUCGACACCUCCCCCAGCCACGCUGUACGCCAGGCUCCACCAGACGAAAAUACAACUGAAAUUGACAUAGACAGGUGUGUUCCAUUCUAUGGAUUGCUCGAUGAUGAUCCUGAGGGUAGCAAUUUGGUCACUGCACAAUCUUCCGUUCCUGAAACCAGCUUGGUUUUCUCUCAGCUCCUCAUCAACCCCCUUUUGCAGUCUCUCUAAGAUAAUGCGAUUGAGCACUUUGCCUGGUGUUGAUAGCAACAUGAUCCGUCGGUAAUUGCUGCAAUCCCUGAGGUCUCCUUUCUUGGGAAUAAUAGCAAUGAGCCCGUCCUUCCAGUCUGCUGGUAUAUUUUCCUCUUCCUCCCAUAUUUUCUUGAUCAGCUGGUGUAGCAUAGUGGUUGAGGUUUCAACAUCAGCCUGUAAGGCCUGAAAAAAAGGCUUGAAACCUGUUCUGUAGGGUGGUUUGAUACAGUUCAGUUGUUCCAAUGUCCUGGAAGAGCUGGAUGUUAAAUUUUGCUCUGCUGUUUGAGGGGUUGUUGCAGCGUUUCAGCUUCAGUUGGACUUUUGCAGCCAGUAGGUGGUGGUCUGAUGCAGCGUCUGCCCCCCUCUUUACUCGUACAUCAAGGAGAGCGCGCCUGAACUUCCUGUUUAUGCAUAUGUGGUCGAUUUGGUUUUCGGUUGUGUGGUCAGGUGAUAUCCAGGUGGCUUUAUGGAUGGGUUUAUGGGGGAAAACUGUACCUCCUAUGAUCAGAUUGUAGUCAGCAUAUACGUCUGCAAAUCUCUCCCCAUUUUCGUUCAUGAUGCCAAGCCCUUGCUUUCCCAUAGCUAGUUCGUAUCCACUGUUGUCAUUUCCCACCUUGGCAUUCAUGUUGCCCAUGAGCAAAAGGAUGUCUCGUUCUCUUCUGGUCUAGAGCAGAUGUUGUAGCUGGUUGUAGAAGUUGUCCUUAAGUUCAUCAUCAGUAUUGUUGGUGGGUGCGUAGCAUUGUAUGACUUGGAGGUUUAUCCUUUUGUGUGUGGUUUGGAAUCGUGCAGUGAUGAUCCUUGGGUUAAUAGGCUCCCAACUGAUGAGGGCCCUCUGGGCUUCUUUGGAGAACAGGAGUGCCACUCCCUCCGUAUGUGGUGCUUUUUCGUCGGCGUGUCCAGAGUAGAGUAUGGACUCGCCACUGCCCAAUUUGACUUCUCCUGUCUGGAGCCAUCUAGUUUCGCACAAGCCUAGGAUGGAAAGCUUGUAUCUCCUCAUCUCAUCUGCAAUGACUGAUGUCUUCCCUGCUGUGUACAUGGUCCUGAUGUUCCAGGUUGCGAUGUUGGUAGGUUGCCUAGGAGAAAGAAGAUUCCGACGCAUCCUCUCCAUAUGGUUUUCAGCAUGCUUCUUCAUUGUCUCUUUAGCUUGUUUGCUUGAAGAGUCUUCAUCUCUUAGGUUGAAGGGUUUCUUUUUCUUCAUCAAUGUUUCUGUAAUCAUUUAAAUCCACCUCACGGGUGAUUGGCCCAUGAGGUUUUACCAUUGCCCUAUUGGCCAGCUUGACCUGUUUCCACCUCUCACGACGUGGACGUUAGGGUUGGAUUUCGAGAGGCGGGUUUAAGCUUUAAUGUUACCUGAAAGAUCGGGUUGUAAGAAAACAUGUUGAAAUGUGUAAUCAUUAGGGCUGUUACUGUUAACCUGUUAGUUGUAAUGCAGGGCAUUAUUUUUCAAUCACAUGCUGUUUGUCCCUUUUUGGCACACUAUGGUCAGGUUACUUCUGCAGCUGUUGACUGACAGCGCUGCAGUUUUGAAUGACACACCUCAGUUUAAAUAAAACUACCAUACAGUUUAGGAGAUCAGCCUUCUUCCUCUCAUGUUCCUCACUUUCCAACAACACUGGAUGUAAAUGGAGCUAUGACUUCUCUUGUGAUCUCUUAUUAAAAUAUGCUGCAGGUGUAGUACAUGUGGAAGUAUACUUCAGUUUGGGGGGAGGUACUUAUCAGUCAAGGACUACAGGAGAUACCAGUCAGCUAGGUACCUUGGUUAAGAAUCUGUUCAGAGGACCAGAACAGAGACUGUGCAGACAGGGUCAGUUUGACCUCGUACUUGAGCUCAUUUGAAACACAAACGCUCUUUUCAGUGGAAGCAUUGGCUCAACUUGAUAAAUUCAACUCUCUACUUUGCUGCCCGUUUGUUACAGCCCUAUUCUCAGACAAAACCUGUACGUGUUCCUGCCUGCAUCACACUGAUCAGCUGAGACAGUAUGUUGGGAUCAGCCCAUGUGCAUCAAACUCAGGACACAGCGUCAGACUGUGAGUGAAUUUUUAGUUUUUUUGGAGGGAAACGAGAGAAACAGAGAAGUCUUCAGGCCGGAAUAGCUCUACAUCUGUUAGUGUGUUGUUUAAUCUGCUAUGCCUCCCACACACACCCAUACACACAUAUUUUAAUGGCGCAGAUCACAUGGUAUGUAGUUAAGCUUCAUCUUUGCCAUCUUGUAGAUACUAGGCUGAGAAUGACACACACCCUCUUUGUUCUUUGUUCAGACUACACUGGCUCUGUCCACCAUCUGAGCUGUGUGUGCUGCACGGUGGUGGUGCCACCCUUUCGUCUCCUUUCUUUGCUCCCUCACUUUGUCACAAGUGUGUCUGCUCCCUUUUUUGUGUACAGCUUCUGUCAUUCAGAUUUGCAGCAGCAUCAUUAGUCUGAUUUAUGCUCAGUUUCGUUACUUAUAUUAUCGUUUAAACCUUUGCGUUGCAUGUGGAUUGUGUAAAAUAUUUGCACAGUCACUUAAACAGCUGCAUGCAGUCAGGCGAUUUUUGGAUGGUCACCAUCAACAUCUUUUUUUUAAUCAUUAUUAUCUUAAUUACAUGGCGGAGCUGAUCCCUAUCUGCAGGGACAUCCCUCUAAAAAGAAACGCUUUGCAGCUGUCUGCUCCCUCUACCUUGUGGUUUCAGACCCAUCUGGUGCUGCAGUUCAGCAUUUAUUUUAAAUAAAAGCCUAAAAGUCAAAUUACACUGCAUUCAUUUGAUUCCCAAAUCAGUACACUUUAAGAGUUUCCAUCAUAGACUGUAUAUAGAAUGGACAGCGUCUGCCUCCUUGCUGGGUGAAGCCACUCAGAGAACAGCACCCUCUGAUGGUGGGCUGCAGUAUAGGUCAUAAAUCCCGCCUCCGACAGCAAAGCUUAUGGAGCUGUGGACCAACUUUAGAAAUUUAUCACACAGAAAAUAAAUUUUUCGUCCCCCUGCUUGUGAUGUUGACAUGUAGUUACAGUAAGACUGGUUUUUGCCUCUUUUUUCUGUGAAGCUCCGUUUUUAAAAGUUAUCAGGGGGUUCAGGUUUUCUUUGAUUGACACCUUAUACAGCCUAUGGGCGUUCAGGGAUUGCAUAUAUAUGCUGUUUUAGCCGAGUGUCAUCACAGCGACUCUCAGCGACUCUCCUGCUGAAUGCGCACAACCCUACUGCGCAGCGCCGGUUUCAGGAAAUGAAGAGAAAUCCCGGAAAUACUGAGAGCUUUUUGGCUUCAAAUCCGUAUACAGGCGGUAGGCGGAACCAAGUUGUCCAUAGUUUAUACAGUCUAUGGUUUCCAUCUUUUCUAAAUGCGGAUUUGGAGAAAAUGCCAAAUUAUGACGCUGAAAACUAUUGAAAUUUAAAAAUUUACUGUUUGUUUUACAAUAUACUUAAUUUGAUUAAGCAUAUCAUGAAAAGACUUACAUAGUUUUGUUUUGUGAAAGAUUGCUAGCUUUAUUUAAUCGUAAUGAUUAUAACUGUUGAUCUGAACCUCCUGUGUUUCUCUUAGUAUUUUUUACACAUCGAACACUCGCAUGUUAGGCACACCUAGAGGUUUCUAUAAAAAGUGUGUGUAUGUGCAUUGAAUUAAUGGUGGUAUAUUUGAAAAGUGUCUGAAGAGUUUUUGAAUUUCCCUGAGGAAACCUUCCCAUAAGGAAAAACAAAAUUGUAUCUCAUCUUAUCAAAUUUAAAAGCAUCUCUGGGAUCCUGCUGAAUUUUCUACUUGUUCUGUACGAAAAAAGGUGUAUAUGUCAGCCAUGUAACUACACUCUCAUUAAAACUCUUUGAAAAUACACCAUGCAUUCAGUGCUUUUAUUGUAUUGCUCUAUAAUAUUAUGAAAUGCAUGUAGAAUAUUUUUUAUGUAAAAUCUCAGCCAUCAUAUAUGUGGUUCUUUCAAAAACAGCCUCUUAUUAAACAUUAUAAGUUCUCUUAACAUUGCAGCGGUGUUAUUUUUCAUUCAUUUGUUCAUUUUUGUUUGUAACUUGCACAGUUUGUGUAAAAUAUAUUAAUCCCCAAUCCUCUCUGCCUUUUGGAGAUGUGCAUGCUUUUUAUUUACAGGGUCAGUUAUUCAGGCUCAGCAUCUUUCGAACUUUUAUCAAUUAAACUUACUUUAAACCCAUCAAAACUCAACUUUGAUAUGCAUUCAGUAUGUAAGUCAAACUUAAAAUAUACAAUUUUUACCUCAAAGCAAAAACUUUUUUUAUUGUUUUUAUUUUAUUUUUAUUGUUAUUAUUAUUAUUAUUAUUAUUGUCAUUUUUUGUCUCAUAAUAAGCUGCUCAGGUCUUAUUUUUGUAAUAUCUUAACAUAAGAUGUCUAUCUAGACUUGUCAGGUACAUCUUUGUUAUAUCAAGACUAAUCAGACAUUUUCUCUGGAAAUAAAACAAAAAACACUUCCCAGAUUUGAGUUUUGAUACUAUUUUGCUUUGUGUUCUCCAGCAGGUGGCGCCAUUUACAUGUUUUAAUCCUGCAGGCCAAAAAGCAAACACCUACUAACCAGUAGUGACACUAUUUAGGCUGCUAAAAAUAUCAGUGCCAAAUCUGUACACAAAUUGGUACCUACAGUUUAUAAUCUGUGCACGUGUGUGUGUGUGUGUGUGUGUGUGUGUGUGUGUGUGUGUGUGUGUGUGUGUGUGUGUGUGUGUGUGUGUGUGUGUGUGUUUACUUGCACAAAUAACAGAUUAUAAUUAAUAACAUGGAUACUAGUAGACAGACUUAUCAAAUUUUCUCUCACUCUCUCAACAGUUUUUGGAGAUUGUCCUCUUUUGCAUUCUGCUCUACCUGUACAAGAGGAGGAAAGUGAAGCACAUCGUGAUUGUCAUGCUGCUGGUGGCCCUGCUGGGUAGGAACAUACAAGAGCUGUUUUUUUUUUUUGUUUGUUUGUUUCUUGGGUACCAAAGUUGGAUCCAUUUUCAGUAUCGUUGUAGGUAAUGGCUAAGUAGAGCAGGAGAAGGAACAUUAUUUACUGUAACACACAUAAGAGCUACAAACAACCCCCACAAAGUUACUGGUACCAAUGAGGAGGCUCCUUUUUUCCUACAAUACAUGAUAUACUGUCAUGUUAAGCUGAAAUAUUGCAUCUGUUUUUCAGCAUCUUUAACCAUCAUCUCUGUCAAAGCUGUAUCAGGGAUGAUCACAGAGUCAGUCAGAGGCCAGCUGCAGCUCAUCUACCCCAUCUUCUAUGUCAUGCUUGUCGUCAUGGUCGCCUCCUGUGCCUUCCAGAUCAAGUUAGUCAAGGUCUUCUCUCCACUUUCCUGGGUCUUCUUCUUUUCUGUCCCGGCCUAUUUUUAACACUGAAAUCCCCCAUUUUUUCCCUAAAGCAAGACAACAUGUUUACUUUCUAGUUCCUGAACAAACUUAGUGAAAUGAGUGUGCAGUGUGACAUGAAAACACUACAGUGAAUCGGAGUGUGGCUGUGAUAAGACUGCUAAAUGCUGUCUUUACAGGUCAUCUCUACAACUUUCCUCUCUUCUUUUCAUAGAUUUCUCAACGAGGCCAUGAAAAUGUUUGAUGCCACUGAGGUGGUUCCUGUCAAUUUUGUGUUUUUCACUACAAGUGCCAUUGUUGCAGGUAUGUCAACUGUAAAGCUCGGACUCUGCUUUAUUUACUCAUUGCUUUUGGUUUUGGAUAAAGUGAUAGUUUGCUCUAUUUUUGUUCUGUGCAUGUAUGUGAAAAGACCAAACCAACAAUCUCAAUUUUCCUGCAUUGCCACAUAAAGCUCAUUUUAGUUUAUGCCCCAAAGUUACAUGAGAAAAACCUUAAUAUUAGGCCAAACUGUUACAUUUGUGUGUUUCUUCAAUAGUCACUAUUAAAUAUGUUUAUUGUUUUCUUUCUGGGGACACAAAUACUCAGAACCAAAGGUUAAUGAAUCUCUGGCUCAAAUGUUAAAAGAAGUCAAGUCCAAAUGAGUGUGAGCUUUAACCACAGAGGACUUCUGCCUUCCCUCCGAACAGACAUUUAUCAUCAGAGGACUGAAAUGGUUUAUUCAUCCGUAUUUUUUUCAGUUUUAUUCUCGGAUGCUUCAGACACAUCUCUUGAUAUAAAGGACAGAUACACAAGUGUGUUCCCUUCUAGACUUGUAUCUCAUGAAUACCAAUUUCUCUGCAUCUAUCAAACACCUUACUAUUGUCUAAUAAUUAUCAGUUAAAAGAAAACUAUCCCUUUUAUUGAGGAGUAAAACUGUUUGAAUGUUUUUGUAAAAAUAUUUAAAUCGGGGCUUCACUGGACUUCGCAGGCUAAGCUGCUCAGCAUCAUAUUAGACCCUGAACUAAAUUAGACUAAACACAUCGAUAAUGUAGUGACAAAAAUGGGGAUGAGCAUUGCUGUAACUAGAAAAUGUUCAAAGUACAUAAAGCAAAGUGACACAAGCUGAAGUCUGGUCACAUCUUCAGUCCUGCCCUGCCAUUUGGUCAUCUGCUUCAAAGAAAAACCUGCAAAAAUUGCAAAAGGCUCAAAAUAAGCCUGCAAGACUAGUUCUCCAGUGAUCUAAGCGCACAUACAUCACAGAAAUCCACAGAAAGCUUACAUGUCUUUCUGUUGAUAAUAGAUUACAUUCUCGUACUCUAACUUUUUUCCAUCAUCUUCUAAUGGACAAGAGACCACAGCAUUUCUAUGACCAAGUUAAAUAUACACAAAAUGUACAUAACCCCAUGACUGGACAAGCCAGCCCUGUCAGAGCUACUUCAAUCUACUUUUAUCUAUUGAGCCAUUACAGGAUGAAACGCAAUACCUAAUUAUAUAAAAAAAACAAGCACAAAAUUUGUUGUCAAGAAAAACUUAAACACUUGAUGAGAUUAAGCCUGUACUAAUCCACAGAGGCACUAAACUCGUGUUUACGAUCCUGUCUUAUUUCAAAUGGAUUUGUUCUCUAAUUUACUUGUAACACCUUUUUCUUUUUUAAUUAUUUUGUAGAUGAGUGAUUGUAUAAUUGUUGAAUGAAUGUUUAUGUUGGACCCCAACUGUAAAGACCAGCUCUUCCUGGGGUCUAGAUCCCCAUUGGCUCUUGACAAAAGCUAAUGGGGAUCCUAAUAAACAAUAAACCAUAGAGAGGCUCUUGUUUGGGUUAAGCACACUAUCAUGAUCACAGCAGAGUUUUGUAAUGUUUGGCAUUUUUAUAGGUUACUAUUCUUUCUGAAAUAUUUGUCAAGAGAUCUAGUUCUGAACAAAUCCAGGGUACUGGCAGACUCAGCAUAGCUGAAAAUACAGUUUGAUAUUAUAAGAGUUUCCCCUAUCUGUUCAGGACACCAGUAAGAAUUACUCGACCAAAUUCAUGAUCAAACACUCUCUUCCCCUCAUCCCAGAUCACGUGUGCUCAGGAUUUAUAGGGUCUUAACAGAGUAUGUGAGAUAAUCUACAUUUUUUUCUACAGUUUUCUCAUGAAACCUGAAAUGCAUUUUUGUGUUUUAUGUAGGAAUAAUAUUCUACCAGGAGUUUGAGGACUUGGCCUUACUGGACAUUUUUAUGUUUCUAUUUGGGUAAGUAUUCAAAAACCCAGCAAGAAAUGCAGGUUGAAAUGUUUUACUUAGCCCAGGAUAUCAUUUCUAUCCUUUCUUCUUAAUCCUCUCCAGCUGUCUCCUGUCAUUCCUCGGAGUUUUCCUGAUAGCCAGAAACAGACCAAAGAUAAAGCAGCAAGAUCGUAACUUUAUUGCAAUGGAUAAAAUCCCCGGUAAGCUUCUGAUCAAGUCACUGUACAAUACAGCAAGUCUACAGUACGUCUGCUGGCAGUGCAGUUAUAAAUUCAGUGAGUUUUGUUCACUGAACCUGUUGAUGUUUACAGGGAGGAGACACACAGACAAAGUGCAGCCUGAGCCCAAGACUUCAACAUACGGAUCACUGGCAGCAAAACUCAUCUGCAACAGGGCUGAGCAAACAGCUGAUUCAUAGGAUCAAUCCAUUAGGACUGUAAAUACGUAGAGUCUGCAUUUUUCUUUAAAUCUACAUAUGUACAGAAAAUAAACUGGGGUCUAUCCAAACCACUGCCAACUGAGCAGCAGUUCUGGUUACCACAUUUGUCUAAGAUUUUCAUUUUCCUAAAGCAGUUUGACUUUUUCUUGUAUGUAAACAGUGUUUUCAGGAGAGGAGACAAUAAAUAAUGAUGAAAAAUACAUUUGAUAUUCAACACCUGCAAAUUCAAGUGUUACAUAUUAUACCUACAGUGGACCACAUAUAUUUAAAAGCCACUGUGAUAAUUUCUUUUAAUGUGUUGUAUUUAAUAGAUUAACAGAGUAGAAGUUUCUAAAAGUGGUCAUUGAAUUUAGGAAUAUUAACACAUUAUUGCCUUCUAACAGUGGAGACCUCAGACUACUUCAUGUGAUGUGUCCAUCUCAGGUGAACUGAACUCAUGCAGUUUGAAUUUAGAGAAGGUAUAUUCGUUUUAGCUUUUAAGUAGAUCUGGUCACGUUUACAAAACCCAAUUCCAUUGAAGUUGUGAAAUUGUGAUAAAUGUAAAUAAAAACAGAAUGCAGUGAUUUGCAAA
Molecule: messenger RNA, 24462 nt
Organism: Xyrichtys novacula (pearly razorfish)
Lineage: Eukaryota; Metazoa; Chordata; Actinopteri; Labriformes; Labridae
Source: the annotation of a GenBank genome assembly